AGAGGAACGUGUAGAGAUGAUGGUUGUGGUGUAAUUCCCGGCCCAUACUGGACGAUGAGUCGAUCAUGGUCAGCGGCUGAGCCUUGAAUCGCGCGAAUCUCGAUACUGGCCGGCUCCUCAUCGAGGAAGCCAGGAUAGGGGCCCGCCGAGCCUUCAAUAUAGCCUCAGAUCAUGGAACCCUGUCGCAGACGCCGAGACCGUCUCGACGAGGCUGUCCGUGGGCAGCAGGAUGCAACGUCAGCUAGGGAGAAACCGGCGGGGUACGCGAUGUCUCAAGGGACCAAGAUGAUGCACAAGAUCUGCGAAACAGAAAGCCCCCACCCCGGCUGGAGUCUCGGCAAGAAUAGACUGCCAACUCGACAUCAGGCUUGGUCAGUUACCCGGCUGGCAAGGCUUAUCUUCCAGUGCGCCAUACAGUUCCAUCCUGCCUCGCUGGGCUGUGUGUCAUUAGCUCGGGGUUUUGUGAUGAAAUACUCGUGGGGCAUCACGACAGAACGGUCGACAAAGCAAGCAAACGGACGUCGUCGUCAUCAUGACCAUCUAUGACAGAUCACGACGACGGGAGUGACCGACAAUUCACGUCUGGCGGAUGGGCGAGCAGACAACACAGUUUCCGGGUGAAGAGGGAGAGGGAAGGCUUAAGCGGCCCGUUCUUUCUGAUAAAAACAAUUGUAAUAAACCCUUUCAUCAAAAGUCGUCUAUUAUGGCAUGUGUUUUAUAUCCCAUUAUUGCGUUCGUACGAGCAACGCCUUGCUUUCUCGUCGAGAAACCCAGAACACCACCCUCCGCGAUCCGCGCAACUACUUGCUUAUAUAUGUAUAUAAAAAGAAGAGAAUGAGAGACAAAAACAUGAGGCAAGGUUCCUUCCCGGUGUGGCGCACAUGCUUGUGUAUGUGUGUGUGUGUGUGUGUGUGUGUCUCUCUCUCUCUCUCUCUCUCUCUCUCUGUCUCUCUUCGUGUCAAAUGGCGCCUCGCAACGCCCGUCGAAUACCCAAAUCCCUC
Molecule: messenger RNA, 1001 nt
Organism: Colletotrichum destructivum
Lineage: Eukaryota; Fungi; Ascomycota; Sordariomycetes; Glomerellales; Glomerellaceae
Exons: 1
Coding region: 590-838 (82 amino acids)
Source: RefSeq, a predicted model, not a curated record